AUGAUGUCCUUUUGCCACAAUAAAAUUAAUAUGUCCUGUGUGAAAAGCAGCUGGUCAAAUGACAUUCUGGCUUCCCUGUACAGUUUAAUGGUGCUCAUAAUUCUGACCACAAUGGUUGGCAAUCUGCUAGUUAUUAUUUCGAUAUCACACUUCAAGCAACUGCAUACCCUAAAUAAUUGGCUCAUUCAGUCCAUGGCUACUGUGGACUUUCUUCUGGGGUGCCUGGUCAUGCCUUAUAGCAUGGUGAGAUCCAUUGAGCACUGCUGGUCUUUUGGAGAAGUCUUCUGUAAAAUUCACACCAGCACUGACAUUAUGCUGAGUUCAGCAUCCAUUUUUCACUUAUCCUUCAUUUCCAUUGACCGCUACUAUGCUGUGUGUGACCCACUGAGAUACAAAACCAAGAUCAACAUCUUGGUUGUUUCUCUGAUGAUCUUCAUUAGUUGGAGUAUUCCUGCUCUUUUUGCAUUUGGGAUGAUAUUUCUGGAGCUAAACUUCAAAGGAGCUGAAGAGAUGUAUUAUAAAAACAGUCACUGCAUAGGGAGUUGCUCUGUCUUCUUCAGCAAAACAUCUGGGGUUCUGGCCUUUAUGACUUCUUUCUAUAUACCUGGCUCUAUUAUGCUCUGCAUCUAUUGUAGAAUAUAUUUCAUAGCAAAAGGCCAGGCAAGAUCAACUCAUGAUGCAAAGCAGAAGGUUCAAGUUGGGUUGGAAGAGAGAAAAGGAAUUUCACAAAGCAGAGAAAGGAAAGCUGCAAAGACUUUAGGGAUUGUGGUGGGAGUUUUCUUAACAUGCUGGUGUCCUUUCUUUGUCUGCAUGGUCAUGGACCCUUUCCUGGACUAUACUAUCCCACCCACUUUGAACGAUGCAUUGAUUUGGUUUGGCUACUUGAAUGCUACUUUUAAUCCAAUGGUUUAUGCAUUUUUCUACCCCUGGUUCAGAAGAGCACUAAAGAUAAUUCUAGUUGGUAAAAUUUUCCAAAAAGAUUCAUCUAGGAGUAAAUUAUUUUCAGAAUAA
Budorcas taxicolor (takin) is the source of this 1011-nucleotide messenger RNA. RefSeq names its product trace amine associated receptor 1 (gene TAAR1). Gene Ontology annotation, molecular function: trace-amine receptor activity. The record is from RefSeq and is a predicted model, not a curated record. Gene Ontology annotation, cellular component: membrane. Gene Ontology annotation, biological process: G protein-coupled receptor signaling pathway. NCBI's taxonomy places the organism in Eukaryota, Metazoa, Chordata, Mammalia, Artiodactyla, Bovidae. The transcript has a single exon. The coding region runs from base 1 to 1011 and encodes 336 amino acids.